UAUGACGUCAUAUUAAGGCGACAGAAGGAGGGCGGUUUGAAAGCAAAGAGGCAACUUCUGUCAACAUGCUUAACAAUUAAACCCAAUUACACAACAAGACGGCUGUUUUUGACUUUUCUUCCCGCUAAAUGUUGUCUCAGCGAACCACACGAGUUGAUUCAUUCUUCGCUGAAGUUUAACACGACCUGUCAAGAUGGCGAGUGUGCAUGAGAGCUUGUAUUUCAACCCCAUGAUGACGAACGGAGUGGUCCAUGCAAACGUGUUCGGCAUCAAAGACUGGGUCACCCCGUACAAGAUCUCCGUCCUGGCGCUGCUGUACGACAUGACCACGUCCAAGAUCACACUGCCAGAGAGGAGACGACUCAACAAGCUCAUCCUGCCCCUGCAGCAGGGUCCAGACCUGACUCUUGGCCAGUUCCUGAAGACUGUGGAGGAAUGUUGCCCUCAGACUGCAUAUGCUGUCAAACUCAGGCUGCAUGAAAUGGCAGACGGAGAGCUCAAAGACAUGGAGUACUUCUUUUCCACUCUUCCCACUCCAUUCACUUCUUUUGAUACUGAGGCUUAUAAAACCAGUGUUGUGGGCCUUUUUAUGAGACACAUGCUUCUGGCCUACAACAAGCUGUCUUUCAGUCAGGUCUACAAGUUGUACAAGUCCCUGCAGCACUACUACCACAGCCACUACGCCAAGCCUACCGACGGGCAGGUGGGUUUGCCAGCGCUGGUUGCUGACGACUCCGACAUGGACCUCACCAGCACCGAGGAUACUGUGGGGGACAGAAUAGACAGAGAUGAUUUGGACAGCCCACUGCAUGAGUCAGAGCUUCGAAAUGACAAUACUCCAAGCAGAGGUCCCCUGUCACAAAAACAAGCAGAGUACUUUCUUGCAAGACAGGCAUAUCUUCUCAAGAACGAUGAGAACAAAGCUCUAAAGCCUGCUGCACUGCAGGAAGAGCUCAACAACAUGCUGAAAUUUAACCCAGAUUUUGCUGAGGCGCAUUAUCUAAACUACCUGAACAACAUGAGAGUCCAGGACAUCUUCCUCUCAGCCCACAGUCUCUUACAUUAUUUUGACCGUCUCAUCUUGUCUGGAAAUGAGGGAAAGAGCAACGGGGAUGAGGGCUACGGCCGAAGUCUCCGCUACGCUGCUCUCAACCUGGCAAGCCUGCACUGUCGCUUCGGCCACUAUCAGCAGGCUGAUCUGGCUCUACAGGAGGCUAUCCGCAUUGCCCAGGAGUCCAAUGAUCAUGUGUGCUUGCAGCACUGUCUGAGUUGGCUCUACACGCUGGAGCAGAUGAAGGGAUCCGACAGCACUGUGUUAACUGAGGAUUCAGUGAAAAUGGCCGCCCAUUUCUGCCUGCCAUACCUGGCGUCUCUGGGCAUUCAGUCUUUGGUCCAGCAGGGGGCAACACAAGGUAAGACAGCCCACAAACUGAUGGAUGCGCUGAAGGACACGGACAUCCUGCACUGGAAGCACAGUCUGUCGGAGCUGAUCGAGAUCAGCCUGGCUCAGACGACAUCCAUAUGGAGGAUGUACGGCAAGAGCACCAUGGCUCUGCAGCAAGCCCAGCUGCUUCUCAACAUGAGCAGCCUGGAGCCAGUCAACUUCGGGGUCCAGCAGAACAACACAGAGGCGUUCGCUGUGGCUCUGUGCCACCUGGCCGAGCUGCACGCUGAGCAGGGCCUCUACUUUGCAGUCACAGAGAUUCUCCAGCAUCUGAAAGAACAAUUUCCUCCUCACUCACAGCAUGCAAAGCUCUGGAUGCUGUGUGAUCUGAAAAUCCAGUUUGAAAGACACAUGAACGAAGGGAAAUACCAUUUGGCAGAGCAACUGGUGACAGCCAUCUCUGCCUUGAACAAAACAGAAGGUCUCUACAGGAAAGCUCAUGUUCUGAAGGCUCUCAACCGGAGCACUGAGGCGUACAACAUCUUACAGCGGCUGCAGGUGCACUGUGAGAAGACUAAAUGUACGGAGGUGGUCAUCAGAGUUAUGCUUUCCACCGCUGAGCUCCACUGGGAGUCGUCUGGCUUCUCCACAGCUCUUCCUCUCCUCCUGCAGGCCUUGGCUCUGGCUAGACAGCACCACCUGCAGUCCCUGGCCUCGGAGACCAUCCUCCACCUGGCCUUCACUCAGCUGAUGUUGGGGGUUCCUGAGCACGCUCUGAGUGUUCUGCAUGAAGCCAUUGAGCCUGUUCUGGCCCACGGAUCCGUCAUGGACAAGGGCCGAGCCUUGCUGCUAACGGCCCGCUGUCAGAUGGCAGUUGCUGGGUUCAAGCCAAACGGACAAGGGCAAGCAGAUUCGCAUUUGGCCAUUAUGGCUGUUGACACGCUUAAUGAGGCAGCAGGCUAUUUCUCCAAGCUGAACUGUAAGGAGCGUCUCCGGGACGUCCACUACCUGCAGGCUCAGCUCCACCGCUCUCUGGGACAAACCUCGCAGUGCAACAAAAGUGCCAUGCUCUUCCGACUGCUGGACCAGGAGCUGCAAUCACCGGCACCACCGGUCUCCAUGAGACUGUAACUACUCCUGUCAAACAACAAACUAGAGCCAUCUUGGCUUCUGAAAAGGACACCUCUUUUAACUGCUGAGUUGAGUCACGGCGGCGUACCACUAGAUGGUGAUGAAGAUCUGUCCUGGUCUGUCGGCACUAAAGCAUUUAAUUUGUAAAUAUUUAAGAAAUUUGGAACGCUAGCCAGGCGAGAAUGUCAGUAGUCGUAAACAAGGCUGUGUAACAGGUAGACCAAGAAAAGAUUAUUUGUCCCUUCACUCUUAAUCGGGUACAGAUUCAAAUGGUAGCCUGAUGAUGAACGUAACAUGUUUUUCAAUACUUCAACCACAGCAACAGUCCAUGUUUUGUCUGAGAGACAUAACAUUCCUUCCGACGGUGCGAUGGAAAUGUCAAAAGUUUAUCAGGAGCUGUCACAGCCGUGCUGUUUUACCCUCGGCUUCUUGAUGAAUGAGGGUGAUAUCACAGUAAGCUACAAGAUGAAUGUGUUUCAGUGGCCUGGGUGAUUCAUAUUGCGCCAGAAGAAUACAGCUGAAUCUGGAGGAGGAAAUCAUGCUCACAUUUAUAAUGUAAUAGACCCCGUGAUGACAUAAUAACGGAUACUGUAUCUGUAUCCCACUUGCGUCUGACACUGUUCGUGAGAACAAUUUUUGGCUGAUAACAUGACCCCGUGAUGACAUAAUAACGGAUACUGUAUCUGUAUCCCACUUGCGUCUGACACUGUUCGUGAGAACAAUUUUUGGCUGAUAACAUUACACUUGGGUGUCUUGACAGGCAUGUAUUCCAUUACUCGCUGCACAUCUUUCAAGAAAAUAAACAACUUGUUUGCUUUAUUCA
Molecule: messenger RNA, 3338 nt
Organism: Anoplopoma fimbria (sablefish)
Lineage: Eukaryota; Metazoa; Chordata; Actinopteri; Perciformes; Anoplopomatidae
Gene: anapc5
Product: anaphase promoting complex subunit 5
Exons: 17
Coding region: 194-2515 (773 amino acids)
Biological process (GO): anaphase-promoting complex-dependent catabolic process; protein K11-linked ubiquitination; positive regulation of mitotic metaphase/anaphase transition
Cellular component (GO): anaphase-promoting complex
Molecular function (GO): protein binding
Source: RefSeq, a predicted model, not a curated record